Messenger RNA from Stegostoma tigrinum, 7639 nucleotides. Its product is annotated as NXPE family member 3-like. The record is from RefSeq and is a predicted model, not a curated record. NCBI's taxonomy places the organism in Eukaryota, Metazoa, Chordata, Chondrichthyes, Orectolobiformes, Stegostomatidae. The transcript is spliced from 7 exons. The coding region runs from base 1642 to 3705 and encodes 687 amino acids.
AUAUAAAUGAUUUGAAUAUGAACAGUGGAGGUAUGGUUAGUAAAUUUGCAGAUGAUACUAAAAUUGGUAGUGUCAUGGACAAGAUUACCUCAAAGUGCAAUGGGACCUUGAUCAGAUGGGCCAAAGAUGGAGUUUAAUUUCGGUAAGUGUGAGGUGCUGCAUUUUGGAAAGGCAAAUCAAAACAGGACUUAUAAUAGACUCUAUUUAUUUGUGGGAUGUGGGUGUCAUUGGCUGGCCAGCAUUUCUUGCCCAUCCUAGUUGCCAUUGAGAAGGUGUGGUGAGCCGCCUUCUGAAGUGCUGCAGUCCUCCAGCUGUAGGUUGACCAAAUGCUAUUAGGGAAGGAAUUCCCAGAUUUUGACACAGCAACAGUGAAGGAAUGGGGAUAUAUAUCCAAGUCAGGAUGGUGAGUGGCUUGGAGGUGGUGGUGUUCCCAUAUAUCUGAUGCCCUGUCCUUCCAGAUGGAAGUGGUCAAUGUUUGGAAGGUGCUGUCUGAGGAUCUUUGGUGAAUUUCUGCAGUGCAUCGUGUAGAUAGUACACACUGCUGCUAUUGAGCAUCGGUGGUGGAAGGAGUAGAUACUUAUGGAUGUAGUACCAUUCAAGUGGGCUAUUUUGUCCUGGAUGGUGUCAAGCUUCUUGAGUGUUGUUGGGGCUGCACUCAUCCAGGCAAGUGGCAAGCAUAGUCUCUUAUUGGUGAUGGUCAUAGCCUGGCCUUUGUAUGGUGAGAUUGUCACUUGCCACUUGUCACCCCAAGUCUCGAUAUUGUCCAGAUCUUGUUGUAUGUGAACAUGGACUGCCUCAACAUCUGAGGAGUCACAAAUUGUGCUGAACAUUGUGCAAUCAUCGGUGAACAUUCCCAUUUCUGCCUUAUGGUUGAGGGAAAGUCAUUGAUGAAACAGCUGAAGAUAGUUGGGUCUAGGACACUACCCUGAGGAACUCCUGCAGAGAUGUGCUGGAGCUAAGAUGAUUGGCCUCCAACAACCACGACCAUCUUCCUAUGUGUCAGAUACGACUCCAACUAUCGGAGAGUUUCCCCUCUGAUACCAUUUGAAGCCACCCAUUAGUGAGGCUACUUUUGGAAUACUGCAUUCAAUUCUUGUCUCCCUGCAAUAGGAAGGAUGUUUUGAAAUUUGAAAUGGUUCAGAAGACGUUCACGAGGAUGUUGGUGGGUUGGAGGGUUUGAGCUGUAGGAAGAGGCGGAAUAGGUGAAGGCUAUUUUCCCUGGGGGCUGACGGGUGACCUUAUUGAGGCUUAUAAAAUCAUGAGUGGCAUGGACAAUGUGAAUAGCCCAGGUCUUUUCCCCAGGGUGGGGAAAUCUAGAACUAGAGAGCAUAAGUUUAUAAUGAAAGGAGAAAAAUUUUAAAGGCACAUAAGGGGCAACUUUUUCAUGCAGAGGGUUGUUUGUGUGUGGAAUGAGCUGCCAGAGGAAGUGGUGAAGGUUGGUACAAUGACAACAUUUAAAAAUCAUCUUGAUUGGGUAUAGGAAUAGAAAGAAUUUACAGGGAUAUUGGCCAAAUGUUAGUAAAUGGGAUUAGAUUAAUUUAGGAUAGCUGGUCAGUCUGGACAUGUUAGACUGAAGGGUCUGUUUCCGUGCUGUGCAGAUGUAGGACUCAAUGACUCUACCUGUGGAGAGAAAUCAGAGUUAUGUUUUGGGUCCAGCAGCCCUUCUUCGGAACCGAAAAACUCUGGAUAAACUAUCAUUUGGCAAAUAUCCAACUGAACUCACCUCUUGAUAAAAUGUUUCUCAGAAAAUACUGCAAAUGUGUAAAGGCAGUAAAAAGGGAAUGGCGAACCGGCCAAAUAUUCUAUACCUUUUUUGUUUCAAUGGAAGGAAGAUUUGACCAACUGGGAAAUGACCUUCGUUAUUUCUGGCAAAAUUCUCGCCAACAAGGUUCUGAACGCAGGAAUACAAGAUCAGCAAAAAUCCAUAUAAAAGUACGAGUGAACAUUGAUCUUUCAUUAAUGGAUGAACAAGACACAAAAAAUACCAUUCUUCCUUCCUCGACACGUCAGUGCCAUUUUGCAUUGCUAAUAUUGUUAGCUCUGUUGCUGGUGAUUCUGAAUUUAUAUUAUUUCAAGUAUGAUGAUAAACUUCAGGUUAUUGGAUCUGAAUACAAAUGGGGGAGAUAUCCAGUACCAAAGUUUAAUCACACCAUGAGGCAGAAAGUGGAAACCAGGAGUCUCCAUUGGAUUGACAGGUUGUUGCAAUAUGGCUACCAGAAUCACAGCUUCACCCCUGAAGAAAGGUCAGAGGGAACGCUCCUCAUGAACAUGAUCGAAUGGCCAAAACCACCCAGCUCCGCUGUGCCCUUUGAGAAAAGCAGCGACCCAGCGCAUGCUCACUUUGUAAUUGUAAAUUCUGCCAAGACUUUCUACGUGGGAGAUCAGUUACAAGUGAUGCUGCAGAUGUACAAUUUUGAAGCUCACCCAAAGCGAUAUGAGGGUGACUAUCUCCAAGCUCGGAUCCACACCCCAGCUUUAAAAGCUGGUUCAGUAGGCACGGUUAUAGACAACCAAAAUGGAUUUUACUAUAUCAAUUUUAAUUUAUCUUGGCCGGGGAAAGUUGAAAUUUCUGUUUUAUUAGUUCAUCCCAGUGAAGGGAUACAAGCACUUAAAAGACUACGUGAAGAAUGGCCAGAAAGAGUUUAUUUACAAAGUACCUUCAAAUAUCAUGGUGCUUCAGAAACCACUGUGUGUAAUCUUUAUUUGCCUCAAACUGAGCCACUCUGUAACUUUACUGAUCCCAGGACUGGGGAGCCCUGGUUCUGUUACAAACCAAAGAAGCUUCCCUGCUCUGCUCGUGUCAACCAUUUUAAAGGAGGCUAUGAGAAAAACCUCUUAAUUGGGGAAGAGAAGCAUUAUUUCCAAAGUGGCGUCAACAUCAAGAAGCCCAUGUUAACUAAAUUGCCAAUGUACAUAACAGUCAAGCCUUACUCCCAAACAACUCCGGCUCUUGGAAAAUGUGUCCGUGGACAGCCCAUGGUGUCACCAUCUGGCUUUUAUUAUCAGGACCAGUGGAUGUCAACGACCUGCAAUAUUCACCGUUUUGACACUCCUGCAAAAAUCAAAGAAUGCCUCCGCAGAAAAAUUGUCUACUUGUUUGGAGAUUCCACCAUUCGACAGUGGUUUGAAUAUUUAACUCAGUUUGUCCCAGAUCUCAAGAUAUUGGACCUUGGAAAUCCUGUCAUGGUGGGCCCCCAUCUUGCUGUGAACUUGGAGAAUAACAUUGUGGUAGAAUAUCACCCUCAUGGUCCUCCGAUCCAAUUCAACUCCAUUGCAAGCCAGCACCUGCAACUCAUUUCAAAUAAACUGGACGAGAUUACAGGAGGGAAAAACACCGUUAUAGCCAUUACCUUAACGGCCCAUUUCACCCCUUUCCCUGUUGAAGUCUACAUCCGGAGAAUACAGAAUGUCAGGAGGUCAAUUCUGCAGCUACUCGACAGGAGUCCGGACACACAGGUUGUAAUAAAGACGGCCAACGUGCGGGAACAGCCCCCACAGAUCAUUACCUGUUAUAGUGAUUGGUACGCUGAUCAGAUUGAUCCAGUGAUGAGGAAGAUGUUCACGGGUAUCAAUGUGGUAUUUGUAGAUGCCUGGGAGAUGACAAUAGCACAUUACCUUCCUCACAAUAUACAUCCCGGCAACAUUAUUAUAAAGAAUGAAAUAAAUGUGUUUCUUUCAGAUGUGUGCCCCUCUAUACAAAGAUAAACAGUGUAUUCUCCUUCUUGUGGAAGUCCCUCGAAAUGGGGAGGACACUUCCCCAUGGCAGGGACCUAAGCACGAACUUUUAACGUGGGAUGGCUGUUGAAAUUCUGUAUUAAAUUUCUUCCAACCAAGUUCAGAUAAUCAUAUGAUGCAAAACUUAAAUAACACCAUUAGGUGUCUUAGACAGUACUAUGGGUAUCCAUAGUGUUGCUGCUCCUGCUGACAUCAUGGAGCCUGAAUGACAUAGAAUGGCAUGGCCAGUUUGUGUGCUGUGAAGCAUGCUGGGAAGGCUGCAUGUGCACGUAUGUUUGGUCUGCACCUGAAGUCUCAGGAGUUGCCGUGAAGAUGACAUUCAGUCAGAUUAGAUGCUGAUUAUAUUCUUAUUUCAGAAACUUGCUUCACAGUUUCACAGGCAUCCAGCCACACAAUGUAAAGACAGAGGACCAACAGUGUUCUACUGAGGUCUUUUCAUGAGUAUUUCUCCUGCCUUCACUUCAACCAGAAGCAAUGCCUGAAGCGACUUAGGUUUAUCAAGAAGCUAGUUACAGAACAGUGCCACAUCCAAAUGAAUGCAGGAUCAGGAGAAAGAUGGCACUGCCAGUGACUAAAUGUUACAGUGGCAUUUCUGGAUGAGAAUGGAUACUAUUUUCAAUAUUUGCUGUCCAUUUGAGAGGUGAUAGGCCAAAAGAGCUGAGUACAUUAUUUUGUAUGUCAGCAUGGAGAAGCAAGCAGUGUGGGCCUUUGGCAAUGUCAGGGUAGUCAGGUUUCCAGUGCUGUGUGAGACACAGGAACCAUGUGUGUCACUACAUAAUUAAUGUGCAGUUGGAGCGUAACAAUGUGCAUCAGGUUACUGAAUGCCCACUCUACCCUGGCAGCAGCCAUAAGGACUUCAUUCUGAGGCAGCGCUGCUGCUCCUUCAUGGGGAACCAGAGUGUGAUUCCUCAGGACGAUAUUUACCACUGUCUACAGAAACCAGCAAAAAAAAUCUCCAUCACAGCUGGAACCAUGAGUGCUAGCAUUGAGAUGGCCUCUACAUUCACAGUGGACUCUAAGGUCUGCACACUGUCCUCUGUAUCCACCAGGACUCCUUGACAGUGCUAGAAGGCCAGUACAUCAAGCCUCUCAGUGAGCAUGCUCACCAAUGUUCUCUGUAUGCUGCCCUCUCAAUGUUCCCCGUACGAGUUCCCUCCGACAGAAUUUGUCUGACUUUCCCCUUGGUCUGGUUGGAGUCCACUCCUGUCCAGCAACUGAACAUGUACUGAUCCUAACUCUGUUGAACCUCGCAGUUAUGGCCAGUCCCAGUGUCUAAGCUCAUUGCUUUAAUGUUCAAAUCAAAUUAUGGUGCCUCCACAUUACUGAUGUGGUUUACUGUCUCUCCCUCUUCCUCCUGGUUUAUUGCUUGAGUUAUAUGGAGAUAGGGAGAGGUCGGUGUGAGGACGGGAUCUGUGGAUCUGGAAUCACAGGAUGUGUUGAAACAUGGAAAUAUUUUGUGUGAGUCCUGAGUGCUAGCAAAUGCUGCUCUGUGAGUAGUGGGAAUGUGGUGCAUUGAUCGGUAUGAGGAGUGAGUUGUUUAUUGAGGCAAAGAUGUACAGAGGCACUGAUAUUGGCCACCAGUGUGAGGGCAUUAAACUUAUUGUAACAUUGUUGCCAGGUGUUUGUGGUAUUGACCCUCCUGAAUACCUGUUCUCACUCAUUUCAAAAGCAUUCCAUGAGGGUGCCUGACCUCUUGGGAAACAUGUUCUCCUUCCACACCCCAGCACCAUGGGGAAGAACCUUCUCUGUGUCCUGGUCUUCGACUUCCUCAUUUGCAGUGACCACACUGGUAUUCAGCAGCAUCCUCCUGUAGCAUCCUUUAAGAAAGGGGGAUUGCCUUUCAGAGCUGGAGGUUAACUGCAAUACCUGCUGUCAUACUGACUGUUAAGAUCCAUAUUGUGUGUGUGCAGCCAACCAGAAUUUGGACUGUGUACAGAAAUCAUUUCAAUGUGGAGACUGUCUGUUGCUUCCCCUGCACUGGGAAAACAUAUACCUACAAAUCUUAACCUGACUGACUUGGUAGGCGACUAAAAAUGUUCUGAAGUAGAGUCAUACCAGAUUUGAAGCAUUAACUCUGUUUCUUUCUCGACAGAUACUGCCUGAUCUGUUGAGUUUCUCCAGCAUACUCUUCUUUUUCUCCCUCACUUUUCUAUAUGAAAAUCAGUGUUGACACAUCUUUCUUUCUGUUGUUGCUUUUUUUUCAAUUUUCAGCCCUUCUGAUUCCAAUUCCUGUUGCUUUAUUUGCAAUUAAAUUCUAGCCAACUUAACUUGACUGCUAUCUGGAUUUCAUUAUCUCUCCCUCAAUGUUUAAGCCCUGAACCAAUACCUCAACAGUCUAUACUUUUAAGGAUUUUUUUUUUCUCCAUGACCUUCAAAUUAACUUUUGUUAACUCCCACAAGGCUUACACAGAAGUUGCUUCUCUUUCAAAAAUCAAUACACCAAUCAGAUAAUGUGUUAACAAUUUUAACGAAAUCAGAAAUCACCUAACACUAGCCCAACAGGUUUAUUUAAAGUCAUAAGCUUUUGAAGUGCUGCUCCUUCACAAGGGAAUAGCGCUCUAAAAGCUUGUAAUUUUAAAUAACCGUGUUGGACUAUAACCUGAUGCCAUGUGACUACUGACUUUGUCCAUCAGGAUACUGAUUGUGGAUGAUCAGCUAUGAUCAUAAUGAAUGGUGGUGCUGGGUAGAAGGGCCGAAUGGCCUACUCAUGCACCUAUUGUCUAUUGUCACCCAGUUCAAUACCAGCACCUCCGCAUUUUAAUGAAUGUAGCAAGCCACUGUGAAAUCUUGUUUGGAUAAACUCUGACAAAUUCCAGUGUAUUUGUCUACAGCCAUUGUUCCCUCUGAAAUCCAUGUACAGAAGUGACUUUAAUACAAAUAAUCAGAAAUUAUGCAUCCACUACCUACCAAUCAUGAUUGGCUAUGAUCUGUUCAUGCAAUAUUUGCACAGUUGGGUGUGAUUUCUUCAUGUAAUGUGCAUGUGUCACGUAGCCACAUAGACAUUUGAUCAUAUCAUGCUUUGAGAAAGAACAAAGAAAAUUACAGCGCAGGAACAGGCCCUUCAGCCCUCCAAGCCUGCACCAAUCGAGAUCCUCUGUCUAAACCUGUCAUCUAUUUUUUAAGGGUGUGUUUCCCUUUGCUCCUUGCCCAUCCAUGUACCUGUCCAGGUACAUCUUAAAAGACAUCAUCGUGUCUGCGUCUACCACCUCCGCUGGCAACAUAUUCCAGGCACCCAUCACCCUCUGUGUAAAGAACUUUCCACGCAGAUCUCCCCUAAACUUUCCUCCUCUCACUUUGAACUCAUGACCCAUAGUAAUUGAGUCUCCCACUCUGGGAAAAAAAGCUUCGUGCUAUCCACUUUGUCUAUACCCCUCAUGAUUUUAUUGACCUCAAUCAGGUCGCCCCUCAAUCUCCGUCUUUCUAAUAAAAAUAACCCUUAUCUACUCAACUUUUCUUCAUAGCUGGCACCCUCCAUACCAGGCAACAUCCUAGUGAGCCUCCUCUGCACCGUCUCCAAAGUAUCCACAUCCUUUUGGUAAUGUUGUGACCAGAACUGUGCGCAGUACUCCAAAUGUGGCCGAACCAAAGUCCUAUACAACUGCAACAUGACCUGCCAACUCUUGUACUCAAUACCCCGUCCGAUGAAGGAAAGCAUGCCAUAUGCCUUGACCACCCUAUUGACCUGCGUUGCCACCUUCAGGGAACAAUGGACCUGAACACGCAGAUCUCUCUGAAUAUCAAUUGUCCCCAGGACUUUUCCAUUUACUGUGUAGUCCACUCGUGACAAUUCAGGGUUCAGAGGCAUCUCUGUUCACACUGUGUGCUAUGGCUUGGAAAGGGUUAUUAAGGCUUUCUUUUCAUCUGUUGGGUGUACAGGUAAGGGGAUGAAGAAGAGACAGCACUC